Messenger RNA from Colletotrichum gloeosporioides, 387 nucleotides. Its product is annotated as Carboxypeptidase Y-like A. Lineage: Eukaryota; Fungi; Ascomycota; Sordariomycetes; Glomerellales; Glomerellaceae. Gene Ontology annotation, molecular function: serine-type carboxypeptidase activity. Gene Ontology annotation, biological process: proteolysis. The transcript is spliced from 2 exons. Bases 1 to 387 code for a protein of 128 amino acids. The record is from RefSeq and is a predicted model, not a curated record. Gene Ontology annotation, cellular component: fungal-type vacuole.
AUGAAGUGGCUUAGAGGUCUGGCGUUGGUCUCCGCCGUUGCGGCAGCUGGUUCAUUCAGGACCCGGAGCCCACCGAGAAGCAUUUGCGCAGACGCCGGCGGCGGACAUGUCGGCUACUACAGUUUAGAAACCGACUCGAAGCACAUGUUUUUCUGGCUGGCAGAAAGUCGCGGAGAACCGAGCAGCGACCCGGUUAUUCUUUGGAUGAGUGGUGGUCCCGGUGCCUCUUCCGUGGCUUUCGGUCUCUUCCAGGAACUUGGCCCUUGCCUAAUUGACGGCGCCAACUCAACAAGAUCAAAUCCAUAUGCAUGGAACAAUAACGCGAACGUCAUUUUUGUUGAGUAUGGAUUGCUCCUGAAACCACUGGGAAGGCAAGGCAUAAGCUGA